Messenger RNA from Paramecium sonneborni, 1442 nucleotides. The record is from the annotation of a GenBank genome assembly. NCBI's taxonomy places the organism in Eukaryota, Ciliophora, Oligohymenophorea, Peniculida, Parameciidae.
AAAAUUUUUAAAGAUUUUUUUACCUUCAUGCUUUUUAAUUGCCUAGGAUACUUGAUAGCAAAUGACUAAUCUAAACACGAAGUUUCUCUAAACACAUCCCCGCUAGGUUUAACAAUAAAAGUAAAAACUAAAUAUACUUAUAUAGAUGACUAGUACAGAUUCAUAAAUAGCUUUCAUACCAAGAGGUACAAUCGAUAGUGUAUUAACAUGGUUUCGUUCAAUAAAUGAAGGUAUUUUUGAAUAUAUAUAUUAAGUAAAUAAAACAGGAACAAUGGACUUAGAAAGUAUAGAUCGUAACAUUAAGGUCACAAUUGACAUAGAGUUAAAGAAUUUGCAGAAUUUAGAACGUCUUCUUCGUGGUAAAGUACUUUUUAAAAGACGACCUUGCUUUAAAAGAAUAAAUCGUAUUGCCAAUAAUAUUUGUAUGAAAUUAUUAUCAAGCUAGUUAUUUUAUAAAUAGAAGGAACCAAUAACUUGAUGGUAGAGAAGAUGGCAUACUUUCCACAUGUUUGUUACGAUACAUCAAAUUUAACACGUUUUGUAUUAAAUAAACUUAUCACAUCAAGGAAUAAAUAAAGUAGGAAUAAAUGAUUCUGAAUAACUUAAGGGAUCAUCCUCAUCCAAAUAUAAUUUAAUUGGAGGAAAUUUCAUGUGAUGACACUUCUUUAUCGAUAUUACUUGAGUUUUGUGCUGGAGGAGAUUUACUAAAGGUUUUAAAUUAAAAGAACAACGAAAUCAACCAUUAAUUGGUGAUGAAAAAAUUAUUAAACGGUAUAUUAAAUAAAUAUUUAAUUAGUUGUUUAACAUCUUCAUUCUUUGGAUAUACUUCACAGAGAUAUAAAACUAUAGAAUGUUUUACUAAGAAUUCCUAACGAUGUCAGCAGUCUCGUUUUGGCAGAUUUUGGAUUAGCUUGUCAUAAAUCUUAAAUUCCUUAUUAUAAUACAAGGUAUUAACAUAUUGAUUCUUAGAUGUGGAACACCAGGUUAUACAGCUCCUGAAGUAUUUACUUAAUCCAUUUACGAUGCCAAGGCUGACAUAUUUAGUUGUGGUGUAAUGUUUUUUAAUUUGUAAAUCUACUUUUCUACUUUUAGAUUAACAUUAAAAAAUCCCUUUGGAUCUUCUAGAAACCCCUAAGCAUUACUUUAGAAAAAUAUGGCUGUAGAUUAUGAUUUGACUCAUUUGGAUAUCAUAAAAACUUAAAAUCCUUAUGCAUAUGAUUUAGUUCUUUAAAUGCUAUAAAAAGAUCCAAAAUUGCGACCUUCAGCUACUCAAUGUUUAUAACAUCCUUUCUUUAACUAAAUAAUAGUUGAAUAAAAGGAAGAUUCGACUUUUGACAAUAUUCAGUAAGUUUUAAAUAAUUCAUAAUAGAUUCAAUAAUCCUAUCCAUCAAGCAGUAAAAAUAAAUUAAACGAAGCCGCAUCAAAUGCCAUAGUUUAAAUGA